Messenger RNA from Guillardia theta CCMP2712, 982 nucleotides. RefSeq lists its product as hypothetical. The record is from RefSeq and is a predicted model, not a curated record. The transcript is spliced from 9 exons. Lineage: Eukaryota; Cryptophyceae; Pyrenomonadales; Geminigeraceae. The annotation marks the transcript as partial.
AUCACAGGCGGUCGAUUCCGCUCUAACUCACAUUUCUGCAGAAACCAGCAGCGCUCUAAGAUCCCAUGAACUUUCAUAAUGGUUAUUUUCAUCCGACCAGCUUUGGAAGUAACCAGCAUGAAAUGAACAUGAACAGCUUUUAUCUUUCCUCAACAGCAAGCCCUGCCUAUCCCUCAUAUGUCAACAUAUCCUUGCGUCCGCCAAUUCAUUCACACCCGCACGAAUUUCACAUUCAUAACUCCGCAAAGGAGAAUCUUUUCAACUACCCUGGCCAUGAAAACAGAUAUUUCCAUUUCAUUCUGAAUCGUCAACCACACACGAUGAAUUUACAACACCCUUCGUUUCAUGCACACUCGAACCCCACAUUCUUUCUGAAUCAAGGAGUCCCAAGCUUUCAUUCACACAGGGAUACAUCAUUCAUUAAAUACUCUGCGAGACGAUCAAAGAAUGUGACCGCACCUUUGAGUAAUCUUUGCCAAACUUUCUCUGCUCUUGUCAGACCUGAUGAUUGAUCCUCGUCCAGUGGUUCCAACAGCGGAGCAACACUCUUCGCCGCAAUCAAACUCAUUCUGUGCUCUGUGCGGUCAAACGGUUGGUACCCUUGAAGUCACGACAGAAUGCGGUCACUACGCUCACUCCAGUUGUUGGCAGCAGCAUAUGGCAAAGCAUGCCGAUCUGCACAAGAAGACCAUCACUUGUCCGGUUUGCAGCACCAACUUAAAUCUCAGACAACUCGAGCAUGCUCAUGCAAGUCCUCAUAUGAAAAGCUCUCAUUUGAAUUCUAUCUCAUCUUUGGACGAUCAUUUGGAUGAUGGUCUUUAUCCCAAGUGCUACCAGAUCACUGAUGGGAAAAGUCACAGCAAUUUUGAUGAAGAUGAAAUCGACUCUUCUGUCGAUACCUCAACCAGCUCAUGCCCAGAGGAGCAAUCCUUUCUGACCUCAUCUUACAUUGCAAGCCCGAAUCUCAAGAGUGACGGAAUUU